AUGGCUUCCUUAGAUGGUUUACCACCUUUACCUAAAAGUUUAAGUGGUUUAAAUUUAUUUCAAUUAAAUACUUCUUUACAAAGUUCAUCUUCACCUGUAUCAUUAGACCAUCUUUCAAGUUCUUUAGGGAGGGAAAGUAGUUUCAAUCAAAAUUUGUCAACAUCUUCAGAAAAUGGUAACUUUGGAUCAACCGUAGGAAAGUAUUAUUCUGGAAGUUCUGCUAGUAGUAAUGAAAAUAAUGUUGGAAGAGUUAAAAUAAGUCCAUCUUCAAGAGAGAAUACUCCUACUUUAAAUUUUAAACAAUUCUCUGAUAAAUCAUUAUUGUCAUCGACUGGAACUAAUAGCGUUUUAAAUUCUUCAAGAAAUACUCCUGUCGGGUCUUCCAGAGGAAGUCCAGUUACUAUGAGAGGCUCAACUCCUCCUUCAAGGAUAACUACUCCUAUUUUGGGCAUGAGAAAUUUGCCUCCUCCCCCUCCCCCUCCAACGAGGCAAAAAUUAAUUACCACAUCGAAUGGAUUAGAUUUUUCUUGUUCUGUACCUGCCAGACCUGGACGUUUAUUUAAUUUAGAUGCUCAAUUAGCUAUUUUAAGAAAAGAAAUGUUUGCUUUGAGGCAAAUGGAUUUGUCUCUUCUAAAUCAAUUAUGGGCUUUGAAUGAAGCUAUCCAAGACUUUAAGCAUUUACAAGAAGAAAAUGCUUCAUUAUUUCCUCCAUCUCCUGGAUCUUGUGAAGAUAGUGAUGAUUUUUACAGUCCACUAUCUCCUCAAAGCUAUAAAAAUAUGUCUAAUUUUCACUUGCGACCUGGUUCAACAAAGUUAAUAAAUAGCUCAUCUGAUUCGAGUAUUGAAUUUGGAGAUAUUUGA
Messenger RNA from Pediculus humanus corporis (human body louse), 861 nucleotides. RefSeq lists its product as uncharacterized. The record is from RefSeq and is a predicted model, not a curated record. The transcript has 2 exons. Lineage: Eukaryota; Metazoa; Arthropoda; Insecta; Psocodea; Pediculidae. Bases 1 to 861 code for a protein of 286 amino acids.